Colletes gigas is the source of this 3378-nucleotide messenger RNA. RefSeq lists its product as uncharacterized. NCBI's taxonomy places the organism in Eukaryota, Metazoa, Arthropoda, Insecta, Hymenoptera, Colletidae. Bases 534 to 920 code for a protein of 128 amino acids. The transcript has 4 exons. The record is from RefSeq and is a predicted model, not a curated record.
CGCAACAGACGUACGUGUCAGGACGCGCCUUUACGUAGCCCCGCGAUCGAACACCGCCGACCGAUUCGCGUUCGAUCCUCCAGUGUCGUCGAGGAGCCUCUCUCGGGGGGAGGAAAGAGAAAAGACGAACGAAAUUUGUCGAGAAAUAAGGAAUCGAGGCCCGUACGCACGAUUGGAAAACCGGAGUAACGGAGAGGAAAUUUGGAAAAUUCCACGGGGAUAGUUUCGUUUCGAUCGUUCGACCCGAGGGGGCGAGGAAAAGAGUUGGUUUUCGACGGAUCGUCGACGGGGAUCACGGAUCCACGCGAUCGUUCGUGCACAAGCUACGCGCAGAGGGAACAGGAUCCAGGUGAUCGAGGAUCGAGGGGACGCGCCGUGAACCGACCGGGUCGGUCGCAAGUGCCUUUUCCUUUCUGUUUUCGUUUCGCGGGGCACCGUUGGUCCCACCCCUCUGGGCGGCUCCUGCCCGGAAGGAUCCUCGGUCCGCGCUGACGGAGUCCUCCUCGCAGUACGAGCUCGCUACCGGCGUCAGGAUGUUUUCGUCCUCGAGGGCUUUCCCGCCGAUUUUCUUCGCGGCGCUCUUCGUCUGCAUCGGUCUCGCACACGGCAUCAGAUGUUAUGUGUGCGGACAGUACAACGAGGGGAUCGGCAGCAUCACGCCGUGCAUCAAUUACACCGCUCACAUGCAUCUGAAGGAGUGUCCACCCUCGGCCGAAUGGUGCAUCAAAUACGUCAGCGAGGCGUCGACAGUGCGAGACUGCGUGCCAACGUGCGUGGAAAAGAAGGCCUGGAGCACGAGGACGUAUUGCUGCCAGCAGGAGGGUUGCAACUCAGGACCAUCGUUGUCGGCCAGCAGCGUAGCGGUGAUCCUGGCUGCCUCGAUGACGGUCCUCAUCGUCGGACGGACCCUUCGUGGCUAAUACGUCGCUAGAAACGACGAAGAACCCGCGAACGGAAGCACCGGGAUCCAUCUAACGCUUGAACAAGGUCGGAGAACGUUGCGACGCACGCUGACGACGUUCGAGCCUGAUCGCCCUGGCCGUCUUGCUGACUGGACGCUGACAUGUCGAUAGCUGUCGCUCGUCGAUCGCUGAACAUACGCGGGAUUCUCUAAAUAAAUCGUCAUCCCCCUAAGCGCGUUCGAUCCGGUUGGUCGACUUUCAUCCGCGUUCCCGAAACGGACCAGCUCGAACUUCGCCAAACGGAAACUUUUCAUUCUUCGUACGAGCCGCGCCUCGUGAUUUCCAACCCUUAUCUUUCGUCUUCCUUUUUUUUUUCAAUUCUUACUCCCGACGUCUUCGAGCAUCCUGGACCAAGACCUGACCCCAAUCGAGUGCCAACUCUUCCGAGAAUAAGCCUCGUCUUUACGAGAACAUUCCCAGACAUCUUUGAUCUUCGGUGGUUCGGCAGCAAACAAUGGCGAAUUUCUUUGCCAGCUUGUUAUUGCCACUUUUGGUAAUCGUUUCUCUCGAUUGUCUACUGUUUUGGCGCCGAAGGAAUAAUGUAAGCUGUUCUUGAAGGUUUGUUUUACUUUCUGGUCUUCUAAUUUUGUUGUUGCUUUGCAUCUUUCUUAUUCAUCGUGGCUGGUGGAGAAUUUUAUUCGACUGGAGUGCGAAAAAUCGUUCCAGAGUCUCAAGGACGAAGGAACUUUAUUUGCAAUUUUCAUCGACCCCCAAUUGUUCGAUUAGCAGUUUGUUUCCAGACGCGUAAGUAACAAAGUAAAUUCUAAAUAAAGGAAUGGUUUCUUCUUCGACAAAAAUGGAGGAAAAUUCACGCGAGAGUUGGGACAUCGGAAGUAGUCGACCAUGAUAGAUCGGCCGCGAGAGUUUUCUAGCCAGCAUCGCAGCUGGUCGAAAUAUCGUUCGGUUGAGCGUAAAAGGGUUAAUAUCCGUGUCGGUUAUCGAGCGAAUAAUUUCUCACGGGACCCUUUCCGUCAACCCCGGGUCGGCCAUAUUCGACAGGAGCUCUCUUCGAGUUUCUGUCGGUCGGCCAUCCACUCGACGAUGACUCUCGGUUCUCGAAUUCAAUUUAUUUGAGAACUCUCCGCGAUCCCCUCCCUUUCGAUGUUUCUCGACGUGGUUCCGAUACAACGCCGUACAAACGAGAAGAAGAGGAUAGCUCGAUGGAUGGAUACGUUCUCGAGUCACGUGCCAGACGAAUAAAAUUCACCAGCGUUUAUGAGUUACGUCCUGCUUCGAACGUUCUUCGCCUUUGAAACGUUUUCCAAGCGAAACGUUCGUUUCUUCGCGUUUUCGCCUUUAUUGCGUUUCGUGUCCUUCGACUAGGAAUCAUUAUUCGCUCUUCGUAGAAAAAAUAAUCGCGUUGCCUGUAACGAUGGGACUGAUGCUUUGUAUAGAGUCCUGAUUUGUCAGUUUAUUAAUGCAUCAUAAUUGGUUUUAACAAAGUUAUAGCAAACUAUUUCCAAAAAUUAUUUAUAUUGAUUUGAAAAACAAAAAUAGGAAGAAACAGACCUAUAUGUGUAAUAUUUUUUCCCUACGAGAAUGAGUAUUUUAUAUUCAUGUAUCACUAAUGAGGACUACGGGAUAUAUUUUAUAAUUUACCAUGCUUCGACAAAAAAUUACCAGUUAAAUUUCAAAUUUGAAAGACAUAUUUGCACAGAACUGAGAUCCAACCCUAAAUUAUUAAUAAUAUUUAUCACAUAAUUUCGAAUAAUAGUAUCAGUCCCAGUGCUAAACGGAAACGUUGAUUUCAGUAUGGAUCUCCAAGUUACAAUUUCUACGAGACGUUCUGUUUUUAUUUCGAUCGUUUCAGCCGCAUUGUUCCAAAGAAAAGUUGACACUCACCCCGUGACUCCACAUCCGCGACCUACGUUCCAAUAUCGCGUCUAUUCAGCGUGUUCCGAUCGGUUGUCAAAAUCCGAGUCGACCAAUCCGAGCAGCCGUCGCGCUUUUAACGGGAAACCGAGCGCGCGUAGAUCGAAGUCGAAGUCGACGUCUACAGUCGAACAGAGCGACGACGACAACCGUCGUCGAUUCAGGGUCCCGGGGAGCAAGAACGCCGACGUGGAAACAAUCGGACCACAAUCGUUACAAACGAAUCGCGAUAACAGGCGUGGCGAACGCGCAGGACGGGUUCCCGAUGCCUCGUUCGUGGUCGUGCAUCGACGUCUUUUUUAGAUUGUAAGAAUUCGUUCGACGGUAAUGGGGCAGGAAGAUGGAGGAUCGUUUAGAACGAGGGGUAGAAAAAACCGGAGAAAGGAAAACUAGAAAAAAAAAACAUAAUAGAACGGUAUCGAGAACAAAAAAAAAACAGUCAGAAACGGAAACAGAAAACGGAGUGCGAACAAAGGAACCGCGCGGAUAUGUAACCCACAUACAGAUAACAGUUAUAAAAGAAAAAAAAGAGGAACAGCGAGGA